Molecule: messenger RNA, 4167 nt
Organism: Geodia barretti
Lineage: Eukaryota; Metazoa; Porifera; Demospongiae; Tetractinellida; Geodiidae
Source: the annotation of a GenBank genome assembly
UCGCCAAUCUAUAUACGCCACACAGAGGUGUUUGGACAGUACACUGCCUGGGUACAAGGCUGCAUGCGGAUAGAGUAGCUAUAGGGUCACUCUAAACUUUGUGCUGUGAUAUUGUCAGCAAAAAGUGAUUUAGAGUAGAUUGGGACCUCAGCACAAUAUGAUGAGGGAUCUCUCUACUCAGUGUUUGUUUGCGUAACAAUCUGUAAGAAUGAAGGGUUCCCUGUGACACAGAAAUGUAAGGGUGGUAGACUGGCCGGACGCAAUCGCGGGCCCGCGUGGGGUUGAUUAUUAUAGCCAUUGCGGGGGCAGUCGCGCUCGGCCGCGGAUCCACUGUCUACUGUGGAAAAAUGAAGUGCAUCGUGCUGACUCUUUCUCUUCUUGUGGCUGGAGGGUGUCUUCUGCGGACAGCUAACGGCCAGUGCCAUAUUACCAUCAUUGGACACGAAGACUGCUACAUAGCUGGAUUCCAGCAAGACGUGACCUGCGUUUUCAGUUGCCAGAACGUGGCCAGCAUCCAGUGGUCCUGAUUUUUGGAGAGUACAUGCUACCUAUAGGGAGUCCCAGUACUGACACUGAAGCAGUGCUGUCCGUGAAUCUCCAGAUACGUAAUAACGGGACACAGUACAAAUGUGUAGUCAGAGAUACAUCUAACGUUGGGUAUAUGGAGACAAUCACCGUUUAUGUCAGAGAGCUGGAACACUCACUCAGCAUCAGUGCCUCGCAGAAGAAUCCGGUGGUAGCUGGUACUCCGCUGACCCUCACCUGUACAGCAGUGAGCAGUAGACCCGCUCAGCUCAACUGGAUCAACUCAGAUGGGGCCACAGUCACCUCCACUUCUUUCAUCACCGUGUCUCAACAAGUUGUUGUUGGAUUGACUACCACGUCCACCUUCACAUUUGACCCUCUCAAGACGUCACAUGCAGACACCUAUACCUGCUCCUGUGUCAUUGAUUAUCCCAGCUCAGUUGCCACAACCACUCACCAAGUCAUCGUCCAGAGUAAAGUGUUACACACAGAAAAGACCCUGUGUAGUUUGUACAGUCCCAGCUUUUUAUAUGGACUCAGAACCUAGCAUAUUACAAAGCUACCGGGGAUGGAUUUUGUAGGGCAGAGGGCUAAAGCCACACCAUUAUAGUGCAUAGGGUGGGCAAGCUACAGUAAAAUCAUGCUGAUGUAGCUACCCCAUGCUCUUCUUAACACAGUGUUCAGCUCAUGCAACAGUUAGUGCUGGGGAAAAAUGCUGGCAAAUGAGUAAUAGUUCAACUUUUUAAAGGGGGAAGAAUGGUGUCACUGUCUAUGAGCACACAGUAGAAUUGACGACAAGAAAAUUGCCCUAUUUAGAGAAGUGUCUCGCUCAUUAAGAAUAGCUGAUGCAUGUGCAUGUGUGUGUGUAGCUUGUAACAAAGUUAUACUCUUUCAGCAAGAUGGAGUAUAGGAACAAUGAGCUGGACGAAAAAACUAAUAAGGGCUACUAUAGUAACUGCAGCUAGCUACAAUUCCCACGGAGCAUGUGCUCAGAGCAAAACAAAGUAAAGUGUUAGCACACAUUCUUUAUACAGGUUCUUUUGCAACCUGCCCGUUAUCCACACUGUAUUAUGAUUUCCUCUCCUACAGUCCCGCCACCAAUUGUGGGCAUUGUGAGCGACCCUCCUCCCUCACAGGGAGUGUCGACUGGUGACACUCUCACCAUAACAUGCACUGCAGUCGUCUCAAACUGUGUUGACACACCGACCACAGUCGAUACACGAUGGACUGACAGAAACUCUCUCCGCGAUGCUCCCCGUGUGACUGUCACCCAAGUAUCUACCACACCACCAUAUGAGGUCUCUGUCUCCAUAUCUUCCCUCAUAUCCAGCGACACCGGAACCUAUGAGUGCUGUGCUCAGAUCCAUUCUGUGGGAACUCCGUUGGUUAAUGACAGUGACCUGGUUCAUAACUCCAUCGAUAUAUCUGCCUCUCUCAGUGUGGAGGUCCUGGUUGAUUACGAGGUCCCCUGUGAUUAUGAGUAUCCUAGUCCACCAUACUAUCGUCCGUGCACCCCAAUCUCUCUGCGGUGUGAGGCACGAGGGGCAUCGGGAAGAGUCAACUACCGCUGGAGCUCUACAAACAGUGCUAGUUUCGUGAGUGGUGGGACAAACAUGACUGUUUCUACCGACAUGCUCACUUACCUGGACGGCGGCUUACACACCUGCUGUGCACAUGAUGCACAAGGAAACCGUGGUUGUGACAGAGUGGAGAUGGUUGUUAAAGGGAUGGGACUGUACAUUGAUGACAGCGAGUACAUCUCUGGAGCUGCAGUUGCAAAUAACUCGAUUGUGGUUCCCAGAUCCUCAUCUUGUACCAACUGCAAACUCGACAUCUACUGUUGCACAGACAGAGCAGGGCUCCAAAUGGAGUUUGUGUUCCCCGACGGCAUCAAGAAGACAACGACCAAUGACUACUACAACAUGGAAGUGGAGCGGCUGACUAGCACGGCUAAAAUUCGAGCCUUCAACCACCUCUCCUACUACCCACAGCUCUAUGGGCUCUAUUGCUGCAACGUAGGAUCUCCGGCUCUGACCAGCAGUGUAGCUGUUUACUCCUCCCUACCAGGGCCACCAAGGGUAUAUUCCAGUGGUUUUGAGAUCAACGAAGACCCAGAUUCUGACUGCAUCAUCAGUAUCAUUUGCAGCACGUCGGACUCGCCACCAUCCAAAGUGAAGUGGUGUAGAAACGGGGUACCGAUCACCAUUGAUGGCACCGACUACGAGGCAGAGCAACAAGUGACUGACCGACGAAACUUGUACUACGACAAUGUCCUCCACGUGAAGAACUCUGAGUUUGCGGCAGGCAGACAUCAGUUCGAGUGCAAGAUUAACAAUUCGCGAGGCAGCCAUGCUCACACCGUUGAAACCAAUGUUCCUGUGUACAACGAGACUGUAAUAACAUCUGAAGGGUCUGAGUUUUCAGGGGAGCGUCAUGUCCUUACCUGUACCGCAACACUCCACGAAAAACUCAAGAACCUCCUUCGGUUUGUGAGGAUAGAGUGGGUGGGGCCAUCUGGCCUCUCCAUGACAAAAGAAAACAUGAUUGAAGUCGGUGGAGUGACGUACAGCGAGUGUGGCGUGUCACGAACUCUCACCUUUGACCCCCUGAAAACCACCCACUCGGGGCUCUAUCGCUGCAUCCUUUCCAUCACCAAGGAAGAGCUCACUCCUUUCUUUCAGAGAGAGAUUCGUCACGACCUUUUCGUCAUCACUAUUGGCCUAUUCCAGCUACAGUUUGGUCCUGUGUCAGACAGCAGCACUUGUGCUGGAGACCCGGUUAGAGUGUAUCGACAUCACAAUGAAACCCGACCUAGCAGUAGACUAAUCCAUAACAAGUCUUAUCCAUACACUACGAUUUCAGUAAAUAAUGAUGUAGCUAGAUUCCCUGUAAGAUCUACUACUUGUAUAUACAGAUUUCAAUGUAGAUGUAUAUAAUGUACAAAGUGUGAUAUACUUCUGUGAUACCGUAGCUGUGAUAAAUACUCUGUACCUUAUAUACCUGUGAUAAAGACUUUACCUUAGCUGUGAUGAAUCUCUUCUUUCCUCCUCAAUGCUGACAGAAUCUAUUUGCUGCUCUGGAGUCGAACCUCAAGACCACCCUGACGAAUGCAAUCAAUGAACGCUGCCACUGUGAUUUCGAGGAGAAAUCCAUUGACCUCGGGGAGAUUAGCUAUCACUACACAAUCGGAAGAUCUGCUGUAUACAGGGCUCGACUGACGGCCACAGUGUACACGGCUGAGCAGCUGCUGGCCAUGGUCCAGGACUGGGCCACCUCUGAUGGGACGUUCCUCUUCAACUACCACGGCAGGAUAAGGCUGAGGGUCAACCCUCUCUGCCAACCUCUCGCCAUAGACUCUUUCACUGAGCCCGAGUGUGGACAGAGUGUUGCAGAUGUAAACAGCAAAAUAUUCCCACCUUUUUAGGUGUGGUCUAAAGUGACAAGCUACUAUAUAGUCUGACAGUGCACAUAAUUAUGUUAUAGACACACUAUUUUGGUUGUUUCUCUCUUGCAUUCCCCUUGACUGUAUGCUUGGUAAUAAAAAUCUAUAUAUAUGCUGCGGCUGUGCACGUGAUCAGUUCGCGCUCGCAUGCGCGUAAGCCACAUCGUACUUGCGCGUCUCACUCUAGACUACUACCGAAU